AUGAACCGCCUGCCCAACUUCUCCUUCGACGUGGGCGGCGUGCUCUUUCCUGGGCAGGUGGAGACCACGCACAGCCUCCUGUGGAUGGGCGCGCAGGGGGGUGGUAUGCACGCGGACUGGCAGGACAACGUGAUCAUGCAGCUCACCGGCGAGGCGGACAUCGUCGUGUUCCCCGCCAAUUGCAGCUUCGAGACCUGGAGGCUCCCCAACAAGGUCGUCGUGAGAGAAUGGCUGAGCAGGACGGCGGACAGGAUGACGGGCCGCUGCCUCGGGGCACCGCGCGCGGUUGGUGGCCGGCGGCUUCCGACUCAUCAUGUUGCGCGAGGGUGA
Prorocentrum cordatum is the source of this 330-nucleotide messenger RNA. Lineage: Eukaryota; Dinophyceae; Prorocentrales; Prorocentraceae. The record is from the annotation of a GenBank genome assembly.